Molecule: messenger RNA, 1165 nt
Organism: Moneuplotes crassus
Lineage: Eukaryota; Ciliophora; Spirotrichea; Euplotida; Euplotidae
Source: the annotation of a GenBank genome assembly
UUUUUAUUAUUAUUAUAUUUAUGAAGUCUGCUUUUAUCGGAUUGCUACUGACAGCAGCUGGAAGUUUAUCAACCGCUUGUGGAUGGGCCCUUCAGAAGCAAGGGUAUAACAUCGUUCAGAGGUCAGAAACAGCCGUUAUGAAGAACCUCCACUGGUGGAUUGGAUUUAUUCUCAUUGCAAUAACUCAGCCGCUCUAUCUCGUCGGUAUUUCGAUGGUGAAUCAGUCUACAAUUGGUGUAGUUGGGCCAAUUUCCAUUAUUGCAAAUCUCCUUCUUGCAAAAUUUUAUCUAAAAGAAAACAUCAGAAAAUGGGAAGUAAUAGGAGUUCUCCUCUUCAUUCCUGGCUGAAUCAUCACUCUUCUGUCAGCCUCCAUGAAGAACCAGAGGUAUACCCAACAGGAAUUCAACAAGGUUUUCUUUUCUUCUACUUCGAUGGGUUAUCUGGUCUCGAACAUUUUCUGUAUCUUGAUUGGCUUACUUCUGUCAUACUUCAUCCUUGCCGCUCAAGAGAAAUGUGAAAUGGAAGAGGAUCAUGAAGCUGAGGACUCAGAUACAUCUGAAGACUCUCUUCUUAAUCAAACAAGUGCCUCUCUCAUGGCUGAGAAAGGGACUGUCACUUGAAGGAAAUCUACAGAUUUACCAGAUGAUAUCUUAAUCUUACCAUCUAGUACUGAGAGCAAAGGGAAUGAUACUAGUUUCUUCAGCAGUCCAGGCUGGAAGAUACUUCCGAUGAUCUGAUUCCCAUACUCUGCAUGAUUCAGCACUAGCUUGACAAUGACACUUUCAAGAUCUUUAAGUGGGUUCGCAUUAACAGAUGGUUCUGGAGGUUUCACCAACAUCGAGCCAUACAUCUACAUGGGAUGUAUAGGAGCUUGUGCAAUUUUCUCCUACUACCUCCUGAACAAGGCUCUGAAAUAUUUUGAUACAAUGUACGUAGUGCCUUUGUUCAGAGCAUUUGAUCUAUACCAUAACAUCCUAAGCGGAGGAGUCUUCCUUAGAGAAUUCGGCCAGUAUUCACCCAAACAGUUAGGUGUGUUUAUCCUUGGAGUAACUAUCUGAAUAAUUUCUAUUCUCCUUCUUUUAUGAGGUGAGAAAGGUAACAAACCAAAGGCCACCACUAAGUAAAAUUUCAAAGAUUUUUCACCGAAUAUGCUAACUAGGAAGUU